Molecule: messenger RNA, 576 nt
Organism: Musca domestica (house fly)
Lineage: Eukaryota; Metazoa; Arthropoda; Insecta; Diptera; Muscidae
Gene: baf
Product: barrier-to-autointegration factor
Exons: 2
Coding region: 154-426 (90 amino acids)
Molecular function (GO): DNA binding
Source: RefSeq, a predicted model, not a curated record
ACAACCAUUCAUAAACAAGCAGAGUGGAGAUGCGUCAUUGUUAAUUCUGGAAUUGUGAAAUAUUUUUUUAUAAACAGCGCAAAGCGUGUAUCCCAAGUUCGAUACUACAUCAACUUAUUCCAAUAAUUUAUAGCCCGGAGAACAAACAAAACAAUGUCAGGAACAUCGCAAAAAUAUAGAAAUUUUGUGGCAGAACCUAUGGGCGAUAAGCCGGUCACGGAUUUGGCGGGUAUUGGUGAAACAUUGGGUGGUCGUUUAAUUGAAGCUGGCUUCGACAAGGCAUACACAGUAUUAGGCCAAUAUCUGGUCUUAAAAAAGGAUGAGGAAUUAUUCAAAGAAUGGAUGAAGGAUACAUGCAAUGCCAGUUCAAAACAAGCAUCGGAUUGUUACAACUGCCUCAACGAUUGGUGUGAAGAGUUUUUGUAAAUAUUUUGUGCAUUCUUCCCUUUUUUGCGUGUGCAAACACCGCCAACUUAUUUUAAUAGUAUGUUCUCCAACUAAUUCCAUGUCAAAGAAUCUUCUAAUAUUUUGUAUUUGUUAGUUUUUAAUUAAUAAAAGUAUAAAAAAUUUAUAUAA